AUGCCUGGGCGGUGCCUGGAGCAGAGCGUGGUGGGGGGAAGAAAGAUGGCGGCAGUGCGGAGGCAUACAGUAUUGGCCUUGAGUGGGAAGUUACCCCUGGGACUGCUACUGGUCCUGGGGCUGGGGUUGCUGUGGGCUCCUUCGGGGGGCUGGGCCCACGGGGGCAAGUACUCGAGGGAGAAGAAUGAGCCCGGGGCUCCCCCAAAGCGCGAGCCCGGGACCGAGUUCCGGAUGGAGAAGUUGAACCAGAUCUGGGAGAAGGCGAAGCGGCUUCAUUUGUCUCCCAUAAAAAUGUCAGAGCUCAAUGUUGAUCUGAAGAUGCAAGAAAAGGAUGAACUCAACUGGAAAAAAAUGAAGGCUGAAGGAUUAGAUGAUGACGGAGAAAAAGAAGCCAAGCUUGUUCGCAAUUUCAAUGUCAUUUUGGCUAAAUAUGGACUAGAUGGGAAGAAGGAUGCUCAGCUGACAAAUACCAAUUACAUCAGUGAUGGCACAGAAGACGAUGUGCUAGAUGAUCCAAGACUAGAAAAAUUGUGGAAUAAGGCUAAAACCUCUGGGAAAUUUUCCAAUGAGGAGCUGGAUAAACUGUGGCGGGAAUUUAAGCAUCAUAAAGAAAAAGUCCAUGAAUAUAACGUGCUUUUAGAGACUGUGAGCAGAACAGAAGAGAGCCACAAAAAUGUCAUCAGCCCAUUGGAGGAGGUCCACCUCAAAGAGGACGCCCUCCACAGCAAGCACACAGAACUGAAAGACAAGCUGCGGAGCAUCAACCAAGGGUUUGACCGUUUACGGAAAGUCAGUCAUCAAGGUUAUGAUGCAAACAGUGAGUUUGAAGAACCAAGAGUAAUUGACUUGUGGGACAUGGCUAAAACAGCAAACUUUACUCAGAAGGAACUGGAUUCUUUCCGGGAGGAGCUUAAACACUUUGAAGCCAAAAUUGAAAAGCAUCAUCAUUAUCAGAAACAGCUGGAAAUUUCUCAUCAAAAACUAAAGCACGUAGAGGGAACUGGCGAUAAAGAGCAUCUGAGCAGGAAUAAAGAGAAAUACGCCAUGUUAGAAGAAAAGACUAAGGAAUUAGGCUACAAGGUAAAGAAGCACUUACAAGACUUGUCUACCAGAAUCUCCAGAGGUCUUCAGCACAAUGAACUCUAGAGGUACCCUGGAGGCCCUCAGCAUAGCAUUCACUUUGUCUGCAUUGAGCAUCAGUACAAUUAUUCCCAUAGAUUUUCAUCCUUUGUUAAAAUGCUGUGCUUUUUAAUAUAGAAAACAUAGAGGUACCUUUGCAGCCGGGUCAAAGGGUCCUCACUAAGGGAGUCAUUUGCAGUUGCAUUUAUCUAACCGUCCAGCUGAAAGGUGUAAAUGUUAAGGUGGGCCAGGCACUUGAACAAUUAGUUAGUCAUCUCGAUUCUGUACUCACCAUCUGGGGCUUGGAUUGACAUAGAUGCUGUUUUCCCUCAAGCACAUAUUGAUGUCCUAUUUUUUUUUCCCUAUAAAAAAGUUUUCACAUCACACAUACAGAAAAAGUCAACUAGAGAUCAGUUUGCAUCCAUCCACAAGUCUAUUAAUAACUCAUUACUAGAAAUUUUAUAUAAAGAAAUCAUUAGAAAAAACUGAAAGUUACUGAAGUAUUUAAAUGAUCUGAUUAUUCAUAAAUAUGAAACCAGCCUUUUUUUAAAAAAAGAAACUAUCAUGUGCAGCCUUCACCACUGUGAUCUACUUUAUCACUGUAACAAAUUAAACUAAAAGAUACCAAAUA
Molecule: messenger RNA, 1750 nt
Organism: Dromiciops gliroides (monito del monte)
Lineage: Eukaryota; Metazoa; Chordata; Mammalia; Microbiotheria; Microbiotheriidae
Gene: LRPAP1
Product: LDL receptor related protein associated protein 1
Biological process (GO): negative regulation of very-low-density lipoprotein particle clearance; negative regulation of receptor internalization
Cellular component (GO): rough endoplasmic reticulum lumen; endomembrane system; cis-Golgi network
Molecular function (GO): heparin binding; receptor antagonist activity; very-low-density lipoprotein particle receptor binding
Source: RefSeq, a predicted model, not a curated record